GCGAAAGUCAGAUCAUUCGCAAUUGAAACGUUUGAUUCAGUGGUCGCUGCACAAUGUCGAAUAAAUUAGUUCUCUAUGGCAUAGAUAUGAGCCCAUGUGUGCGGGCUGUCCAGCUAACACUGAAGGCACUGGAGCUGCCGUACGAGUAUAAGGAGGUGGACCUGCAGAGCGGGGAACAUCUCAGCGAGGAGUUCCUGAAGAAGAACCCCCAGCACACGGUGCCAGUGCUGGAUGACGACGGAACCAUUAUCUGGGACUCGCAUGCCAUAGUCAGCUACCUAGUGGACAAAUAUGCAAAGUCUGAUGAGCUCUACCCAAAGGACCUGGCCAAGCGGGCCGCCAUCAACCAACGUCUGUUCUUCGACGCCAGUGUCCUCUUUCCCUCCCUGGCCAAUGUGAGUGGGCCAUUCUGGGUGAACGGAGUGAAGGAGGUGCCGCAGGAGAAGCUCGACACCAUCCACAGAGGUCUGAAGCUGCUGGAAACCUUCCUGGGCAGCAGCAAUUUUCUCGUGGGCGACACGCUGACAGUCGCCGACCUUUGCUGCGGGCCCACAGUGACUUCACUGCCCGCCGCCGUGGAUAUCGAUCCUCUGGAGUAUCCCAAGGUGACUGCCUGGCUGGAGCGCCUCAACAAGGUUGCCUACUUUGAGCAGAUCAACAAAGCCCCAGCAAAGAACUACUGCGACUUUCUCCGCAGCCAGUGGACCAAGCUGGGGGCCUAAGUAUAUGCAAACACAAAUAAAGUCCAACCGAAACCA
Molecule: messenger RNA, 758 nt
Organism: Drosophila obscura
Lineage: Eukaryota; Metazoa; Arthropoda; Insecta; Diptera; Drosophilidae
Product: glutathione S-transferase 1-like
Exons: 1
Coding region: 54-722 (222 amino acids)
Biological process (GO): glutathione metabolic process
Molecular function (GO): glutathione transferase activity
Source: RefSeq, a predicted model, not a curated record